GAUAGAAAGUAUUAUCCCGUUCAGGCUGUGUUUGUAGUUUUUUUAAGGAGAAGAGGAAAUCAAAGAGGACACCUCAGGUGUGGAAACAGGGAGAUUUCACGAAGGAGGGAACUGCGGUGUUUGUUUAUUACCGCGCGGUUCGCAAGAAGAGAAAAGUUUUCUCGGGACGCGAAGUUGUCAAGUGAGUUGAACUUCAACAAUAGGCGGACUCGAUCACAAGACAGUCGAGAGAUAAAGAGUCACAGGACGAAUGUAAACAGGCGACUUUGGACACUUUUAUUUCAUGAAAAAGGGCGACAAAAACUUUAUGUCCAAGAAAAUGGAAGCGACCUUCUACGAGGAAGCCGUGAACGCCUCAAACUCCCAGCAUGACGGGACGGUCGCGGUGUACGGCUUCAACCCCAAAACCCUCAAACAGAGCAUGACUCUAAAUCUGAACGACCCGAAGAACUUCAAGCCCCAGCUGAGCGCCAAGGCCCUGGACAUCCUCACGUCCCCUGAUGUGGGACUGCUGAAGCUGGCCUCGCCGGAGCUGGAGAGACUCAUCAUCCAGUCUUGUACGGGACUCACGACCCCCACCCCGACCCAGUUCGUCUGUCCCAAGAACAUCACGGACGAGCAGGAAGGGUUCGCGGAAGGGUUCGUAAGGGCUCUGGCUGAGCUCCACUACCACCAGCAGCCCCCCCCAGCCGUGCACCCUGACGCGCAGCCCGGCGCGACCAGCAGCAGCAGCAGCAGCAGCAGCAUGGCAUCCGGCUCUGCUGCGUCGGAGAGCGGCGGGAUUCCCUACAGCUGCACGGUGCGCUCGGACCCGCCCGAGUAUACAAACUUGGGCACUUACAGCCGGGCGGUAGGCUCUGCGUCUGCACCUGCCAGCGAGAGGCACCCACCCAUCAGCUACCCAUCCGCCCCGCAGCCGUCCCACAGCCACAUGGACCACCAGCGGCUCCACGCGCUCAAAGAGGAGCCGCAGACAGUCCCCGAGAUGUCCGGAGAUACCCCACCAUUGUCCCCCAUCGACAUGGAGAACCAGGAGCGCAUCAAAGCGGAGAGGAAGCGCAUGAGGAACAGGGUGGCCGCGUCCAAAUGCCGGAAAAGGAAACUGGAGAGGAUCUCCCGGCUGGAGGACAGGGUCAAAAACCUGAAGAACCAAAACACUGAGUUAGUUUCCUCCGCCAACGUGCUGCGGGACGAGCUGGCUCUGCUCAAGCAAAAGGUCAUGGACCACGUUAACAGCGGCUGCCAGCUCAUUUUGACGCAGCAGCUUCAAGCUUUCUAGACUGAAAGGGAGGGGGGGGGGGGGAACAAGGGACGUUUCUUUGGGGACCAAAUGCAGCUGAAAGUGGGGCCCGUUCAGCCAUAUCAUUUCAAUUUUUUUUUUCCACAAUAUUAUCCACCAAGACUGUGUCCACUAAGCUUAUAAAAUGCCACGAUGGAGUGACUGAGACUCAUUGGUCAAUAUAAAGGACAUUCACCACCGAACUUCAGAAAAAGGGACGCUCACAGGGAACAUCUGCUCCCUCUAGUGUGGCAUUUGGGACAUCUCUGGCAUUUUCGACUCUUUUUUUUUUUUUCUUCUCUUCGUAUAAAACUAAGAGGUCAAAUUUGUAUUAAGUCAAAAAAAAAAAUCAUUUGCAAUCUCUCACAAUUUAAAGUCGUUUAAAUGUAUUACAUUUGGUGCAGUCCUUUUUAGACAGUCAGUUGAUGGGAUCAAAUUGCAUCGGGCAGAAACUGUGAAGGAGGCCCUCUAUUUCAAGCUGCAUAUAGACUUGAGUCGAGCACUGAGUCCCACCAGCGACUUUACAGUUUGUACAGAGUAACACUAACAAUGUAAAAAAACAAAAACAAAAAAAAACCAUGUUUAACACCUUAAAGCAAAGACUCUUUCAGGUGUGUGUAGCGUUUACUGAAAAAAAAAACAACCCUGCCUUAUUUUCUUAACUCCUUUGUUCAUACGAGUUUAUGAUAACUCUGUUAGACCCGAAAUAACACUUUGUAAUAAUAUUUGUACGCUGUAUUUUGAGCACUUCAGAACUGUAAAUAUGACGAAAUAAAAUGUUGGACACGCAGUUAUGUGUGUGUACUUUUCUAAAUA
Labrus bergylta (ballan wrasse) is the source of this 2095-nucleotide messenger RNA. Its product is annotated as transcription factor Jun. NCBI's taxonomy places the organism in Eukaryota, Metazoa, Chordata, Actinopteri, Labriformes, Labridae. Gene Ontology annotation, molecular function: transcription factor binding; RNA polymerase II cis-regulatory region sequence-specific DNA binding; DNA-binding transcription factor activity, RNA polymerase II-specific. The record is from RefSeq and is a predicted model, not a curated record. Gene Ontology annotation, cellular component: transcription regulator complex. Gene Ontology annotation, biological process: regulation of transcription by RNA polymerase II; regulation of cell cycle; regulation of cell population proliferation.